GGCCUUGGCUUGGUAAACCGAAGAAACUUCACGAUUCUCCUUUUGCCGACUUUGUUCGUUUCAACUCCAAGAAAUACAUAGCAUACAUGCUCACGCACACACACAUACACUGUCUGUGUAGACGAUGAUGUGUGAAUAGGGUUGGGGAAUCAUAUAUCCUAUGUAGAAUCAGUCAUUGAUUUCGGAAACUUACGGAAUUCGGAAGAUGUUGGAGGAUCAGGUUGCGUAUCUGUUACAGAGAUAUUUGGGGAACUAUGUCAGAGGGCUCAACAAAGAAGCACUCAAGAUCAGCGUUUGGCGAGGUGACGUAGAGUUAACAAAUAUGCAACUGAAACCAGAGGCACUCAAUGCAUUGAAGUUACCUGUGAAGGUUAAGGCCGGGUUUCUUGGUUCGGUGAAGCUUAAGGUUCCAUGGAGCAGGCUUGGCCAAGAUCCUGUUUUGGUUUACCUGGAUCGCAUCUUUUUAUUAGCUGAGCCUGCAACCCAGGUCGAAGGAUCUAGUGAAGAUGCCAUCCAAGAAAUUAAGAAGAGUCGGAUACGAGAGAUGGAAAUGAAGUUGUUGGAGAGUCAACAACGGCUGAAUUCAGAAAUGAAUAAGUCUUGGCUUGGAUCUUUAAUCAAUACGGUGAUCGGGAAUUUAAAGCUUUCUAUAUCAAAUAUUCACAUCAGAUAUGAGGAUCUUGAGAGUAAUCCAGGCCAUCCUUUUGCAGCAGGCAUGACCUUGGAUAAACUCUCGGCUUUCACAGUUGAUGAUAAAGGAGAGGAGACGUUUGUAACAGGAGGUGCAUUGGAGCGAAUCCAGAAGUCUGUGGAACUUGAACGGAUAGCCAUUUAUUUGGAUUCUGAUAUCAGUCCUUGGCACAUUGAAAAGCCAUGGGAGGAUUUACUACCAUAUGAGUGGGGACAGAUUUUCAAAUUUGGUACGAAGGAUGGAAAACCUGCUGCUGAUUAUCUGGAAAAGCACUCUUAUCUAUUGCAACCAGUGAGUGGAGAUGCCAAGUAUUCAAAAGACCGUCCAGAUAUAUCCUCGAGAAAUGGUCAACCACUGCAGAGAGCUGCUGUAAAUCUUGAUGAUGUGACUCUGAGCUUGUCAAAGAGUGGUUAUCGUGAUCUGCUGAAAUUAGCUGAUAAUUUCACAGCCUUCAACCAGAGACUGAAAUAUGCUCACUACCGCCCACAUGUUUCUGUAAAACAUGAUCCGAGAUCUUGGUGGAAGUAUGCGUCUAGAGCAGGCUCUGAGCAAAUGAAGAAAGCCAGUGGAAAGAUGCCAUGGGAGCAAGUCCUACGAUAUGCAAGAUUACGGAAGAAAUACAUCACUCUCUAUGCUGCACUGCUCAAAUCAGAUCUUGACCGUGCUGUAGUUGAUGACCACAAAGACAUAGAGGAACUUGAUCGUGAACUUGAUAUUGCCAUCAUUCUUCAGUGGAGGAUGUUAGCCCAUAAAUUUGUGGAGCAAUCGGCUGGGUCAGAACUCUAUCUAAAGGAAAAAGCAAAAAAAUCAUGGUGGUCAUUUGGAUGGACCAGCCAACCUGUCAAAGAUGAAAAUGAACCAGGCACCCUGACUGAGGAAGAUUGGGAGAGAUUGAACAAUAUUAUUGGAUACAAAGAAGGUGAUGAUGAAGAGUUGUUGAUCCAUGACAAGGGGGAUUUGCCAUAUAUGUUAUUGAAGCUUCACAUGAAACAUAAUGCGUCAAAGCUAAUUGACUCUGAGGAGUGCCUUGCGGACUUAUCCUGUGAUAAUCUUGAAGGUUGCAUAAAACUUUAUUCAGAGGCCAAGGUUAUCAAUAUAAAAUUGGGAUCAUAUAGAUUAUUGUCCCCAAAUGGUCUUCUUGCUGAGAGUGAAAGUGUGUCUGAUUCUUUAGUUGGUGUCUUCUGUUAUAAACCACUUGAUGCAGACGUGGACUGGAGUUUGGUUGCUAAAGCUUCACCCUGUUAUGUGACUUAUUUGAAGGAUUCCAUCAAUCAAAUCAUUGACUUUUUCCAGACUAGUGCUACUGUAAGUCAAACGUUGGUACAGGAAACUGCUUCUGCAGUGCAGAUGACAAUUGAUGAAGUCAAGCGUACAGCAGCCAAACAAGUGAACAGGGCAUUGAAGGAUCGAACCAGGUUUGUCUUGGAUUUGGAUAUUGCUGCUCCCAAAAUUACCAUUCCUACUGACUUCUAUCCUGAUACUGUCCACCCUACCAAGCUUCUGAUUGACUUGGGAAAGUUAUUGAUUCGAUCUCAGGAUGAUGCUGAAUAUGCGUCACCCGAAGAGGCAAACAUGUACACCCAAUUUGAUUUGGUCUUGAGAGAUGUAUCUGCUUUCCUGGUUGAUGGUGACUAUAGCUGGAGCCAAGCUUCUCUAAGUAAACUUGAUGGUUCAUCCAAGUAUAGCUUUAUUAGUUUCCUACCAGUUAUUGAUAAGUGUGGAGUAUUUCUCAAGCUUCAGCAGAUUAGAUCACCGGUUGCUUCCUUCCCCUCAACGAGAGUUGCUAUGAGGCUACCCUCAAUAGGUCUUCAUUUUUCUCCAUCUCGUUAUCAUCGUUUAAUGCAAGUAGCUAAGAUUUUUCAAGGGGAGGAUGCGGACCAUCCUGAUCAUGUCUGUCCUUGGGAUGAAGCUGAUUUUGCAGGCUGGCUAUAUCAUCUUACAUGGAAGGGUGUUGGAGGUAGAGAAGCUGUGUGGCAGCGCAGAUACUUUUGUGUAGUUGGACCUUUUCUUUACAUCCUCGAAAACCCUGAGUCAAGAAAUUAUAAACAAUACUUCAGUCUACGAGGUAAACAGCUAUAUCAAGUUCCUCCUGAUUUUGUUGGAAAUGUGGAACAUGUACUCGCUGUAUGUGAUGCUGACCGUUCCUAUGUCAAGGUUGUGGAAGAUGUCAAUGCUCUAAUUUUGUGUUGUGACUCUGAAAAUUCAAGGAGGACUUGGCAAAGCUACCUUCAGGGAGCCAUUUAUCGUGCAUCGGGAGCUACUCCUGUUACUGGUCUAAUUGAAACCUUGUCGGAUUCAGAAGACUCUGAAGUUGAGAAUCGUGAUUCAGUGGAUGCAUCAAAGGUGGAGAAAUUUUUUUUGACUGGUGUACUGGAUGAGUUGAAGAUAAGUUUCAGUUAUAGCAGCAUGCGUGAUCCAAGUUUUAUGAAGCUGCUGCUUGCCGAGGAGAAGCGAUUACUUGAGUUUCGAGCAAUUGGUGGACAGGUUGAACUGUCGAUGAGAGCAGAUGAUAUUCUCAUUGGUACAGUUCUUAAAGCUUUGGAGAUAGUGGAUUUAGUUCGCCUCAACGGAACAUCCCAGAUCAGUUACCUAGCAAGAUCAUUCAUCAGGAAUGCAGAUCUACCUUCCUUAUUAGAUAAUAUUGAAAUUCCAACUCAAGCCAGUAAUGUUUUUAGCCAAGAUGAAGGAGAUGACGAGUUUUAUGAGGUGUCUGAGGAACUUAAUGAUUCAGUACCUGACUCACCAGGUGAUGAAAUGGAGUAUCUGAACUCUCGUAUUACCAAACAAGCAGAUAGCUCAGACUUGAAGGCCCCAAGUUUUACGCGUGUUGCUGGGCUACUGCCUUUUGAUGUGACUCAUACGGAAGCUGGUCAGAUGAGGGUUACUGAUGCAUUAGACAGUUUUGUGAAAGCUCAGAUAGUUAUUUUCGAUCAGAAUUCAUCACUUUAUUCCAACGUUGAUAAACAAGUGACAGUCACACUCUCUACCUUGUCAUUUUACUGUCGUAGGCCUACUAUACUAGCAAUCAUGGAAUUCGUAAAUGCUAUUAACACCCCGGAGGAUAGCUCUGAAACUUUAACUGAUACUCCUUCAACAGCUGUUGCACCAAAUGAUGUGUCCAAGGAAAAUGUGAAUGAUGGUCUGGCUUCAGCUCGAAUGGAAGAGCCUGUAGUUAAAUCAAUUCUAGGGAAGGGGAAAUCCAGAGUGAUUUUUUAUUUACUGUUGAAUAUGGCUCGUGCUGAGAUAUUCUUGAUGAAGGAAAAUGAUUCGAAACUUGCUACUUUGACUCAAGAUAAUUUUCUUACUGACAUUAAGGUGUUUCCUUCUUCUUUCAGAAUAAAAGCAUCCCUUGGAAAUCUCAGAAUAAGUGAUGACAGUCUCCGUGACAGUCAUAUGUAUUUCUGGGCCUGUGAUAUGAGGAAUCCUGGUGGAAAUUCAUUUGUCGAGCUGGUAUUUUGUUCCUAUAAUGCUGAUGAUGAAGAUUAUGAGGGUUACGACUACAGCCUCCAAGGGGAGCUGUCUGAAGUGCGAAUUGUCUAUUUGAAUCGCUUUGUUCAGGAGGUUAUCAGCUACUUUAUGGGUCUUGUUCCUAGUGAUUCCAAGGAUGUUAUCCAAGUAAAAGAUCAAGUGACAAAUUCAGAGAAGUGGCUUACAAGAAGUGAAAUUGAAGGAUCACCUGCAGUAAAGUUUGAUCUUUCACUUAAGAAGCCAAUCAUAGUAAUGCCUAAAAGAACAAAUAGCUCUGAUUAUUUGAAGCUUGAUGUUGUCCAAAUCACCGUCCAGAACACAUUUAAGUGGUUUGGUGGAAGCAAAACCGAAAUAAAUGCAGUACAUGUGGACAUUUUGAAAAUUCUUGUUGAAGAUAUCAACUUGAAUGUUGGCUCAGGAUCAGAAUUGGGUGAGAGCAUAAUUCAAGAUGUUAAGGGUGUUUCCUUUGUCAUUCGGAGGUCACUACGUGACUUAGUGCAUCAAAUUCCAAGUUUAGAAGUUGCUGUUACGAUUGAAGAACUCAAAGCAGCUUUAUCCAACAAAGAGUAUGAAAUAAUCAUCGAAUGUGCACAAGCUAAUAUUUCAGAGACCCCAAAUGUUAUGCCUCUACUGAAAGAUGAAGUCUUGUCCCCUUCAAUUGAUGUUGUGGGACACACUGGUAGUCAAUCUUUAGAUCCUGCAAAAGCUGAAAUUCAAGUGAGUGGAACGUGGGUCGCAACCAAGGUUUCUGUCCAUAUUAAUAUGGUUGAACUUUGUCUUCAUUAUGGUGUUUCGAGGGAUGCAUCUCUUGCCACUCUACAGGUGAGUGGAGUUUGGCUUUUGUACAAGUCUAAUAUGGUGGGGGAAGGUUUUCUAUCAGCUACACUGAAAGAUUUGGUGGUGGUUGAUGAUCGUGAAGGUACAGAAAAGGAGCUUAAAUUGGCCUUUGGAAAGCCUGAUGUAGAUGGACACAGUCCUUCACAAUCUGUGCCUGGAAACAUUGAUCAUAAUACUGUUGAGAGCAAUCCUUUGGCAAACAAUGCAAGAAAGUACACUCCAGCAAUUCUAAUUCUUGAUGCCAGAUUCCAUGAAAGUUCAACAUUCGUUUCCUUGUGCAUCCAGAGGCCACAAUUGCUUGUGGCACUUGAUUUUUUGCUUGCAGUUGUUGAGUUUUUUGUCCCAACUGUUCGUAGUGAUGUGUCAAAUGAUGAGAAUGCUAACUCUUCGCAUUUUCUGGACGCUAUUGUACUUGACCAGCCAAUUUUCUGCCAAGCCACUGCUGAAUUCUCAAUUUCACCUCAGAAACCUUUGGUUGCUGAUGAUGAAAGGUUUGAACAUUUUAUAUAUGAUGGAAGAGGUGGGACUUUGUACCUAAAAGACCGAUGGGGAUUAAAUCUCUCAUGUCCGAGUAUGGAAGCUUUAGUUUAUGUUGGAAAUGGAAAGAAACUGCAAUUCAGAAAUGUCACCAUCAGGAAUGGGGCGUACUUAGAUUCAUGCAUUUUACUGGGAGCCAAUAGUUGCUAUUCAGCUGAUGAGAAUGAUAACGUCUUUUUAGAGGGAGAAAAUGGAAGCCCUUCUGAUCGCAAUUCAGGAAGAAGCACUACUACUCAUGCAUCACAAAAUGCUGUUUCUAGCAGAUCGACAGAGUUGAUAUUUGAGUUACAGGCUAUUGGUCCUGAACUCACCUUCUACAAUAAAGCAAGAAAUGCAGGGCAACUUAUGCUCUCUAACAAACUGUUGCAUGCACAGAUGGAUGCAUUCUGCAGGCUUGUGUUGAAUGGGGAUACUGUUGAAAUGAGUGCUGAAGCUCAUGGUUUAACCAUGGAGAGUAAUGGAAUCACAAUUUUGGAGCCUUUUGAUGCAUCUAUAAAGAUCUCUAAUGCUUCUGGGAAAACUAGCAUACAGAUGGUUGCCUCUGACAUAUUCAUGAAUUUUACAUUCAGCAUCUUCAGACUAUUCCUGGCUGUUGAAGAGGAUAUUUUGUCAUUUUUAAGAACAACAUCAAAGAAAUCAACUGUUCUGUGCUCUGAGUUUGAUAGAGUUGGGAUGAUAAAAAAUCCUGUCAGUGACCAAGUAUAUGCAUUUUGGAGACCUCGUGCACCAACUGGUUUUGCUGUCCUCGGUGACUAUCUGACACCGACUGACAAGCCACCAACAAGAGGUGUAAUUGCUGUUAAUACUAGCUUAAUACGAGUGAAGAGACCAAAAUCUUUCACUCUGGUUUGGUCUCCUUCUUCAAAUGAUGUCCUUUGGGCUGAAGGUGUUGAUGGCUCUGAGUUGACUUCGGAUAAAGGUAGAUCCGAGGGGGGGACAAUGUGCUCGAUUUGGUUCCCUGAAGCCCCAAAAGGGUACGUAGCGCUGGGUUGUGUGGCUUCUCCAGGAAAUGCACAGCCUCCAAUUUCCUCAGUUUUCUGUGUCUUGGCAUCUUUAGUUUCUCCCUGUGGCCUCAGAGAUUGUAUCAGUAUUGGAUCAGGCUCUCGAUGUCCCAACUUGGCAUUUUGGCGGGUUGAUUUGAGUCUGACUCAGAGAGCAUAUGAGUUGCGUCAUUUGUUUUUUGGGUUUUCGGAAAUUUCUCCUGAAAAAUUGAAGAGCUCAGAGAAUGAAGCCUCUGCUUCUAUUGGCGAUGACACUGUCCAAUCGGAGAGGUCAUCAACUCUAAAUUCCAGACAGAGGUUUGAAGCUGUUGCUACCUUUCGGUUAAUCUGGUGGAAUCAAGGUUCUGGAUCAAGAAAGAAGUUAUCCAUCUGGCGUCCGGUAGUCCCUGAAGGAAUGGUAUAUUUUGGUGAUAUUGCAAUUCAAGGGUAUGAACCUCCAAAUGCUUGCAUUGUGCUUCAAGAUUCAGAAGGAUCUGAUCUGUAUAAAGCCCCUUCAGAUUUUCAGCUUAUUGGACAUAUUAAAAAACAAAGAAAAACGGAUAGUAUAUCCUUCUGGAUGCCCCAAGCUCCCCCAGGUUUCGUUACAUUAGGCUGUGUUGCUUGUAAAGGCACGCCUAAGCAAUCUGAUUUCAGCUCCUUCAGGUGCAUUCGGGCUGAUAUGAUCUCAACAGAUCAGUUUUUGGAUGAGAGUAUAUGGGACACAUCCGACACCAAGUUCACAAAAGAGCCAUUUAGUAUAUGGACAGUUGGUAAUGAAUUGGGAACCUUCAUUGUUUGGAGUGGUUUCAAGAAACCUCCUAAGAGGUUUGCUUUGAAGCUCAUUGGUCCAGACAUAUCAAGUGGUUCAGAUGAUACUGUGAUUGAUACAGAAAUAAGAACCUUCUCCGCAGCUCUUUUUGAUGAUUAUGGUGGCCUGAUGGUUCCACUAUGUAAUGUAUCAUUGAGUGGUGUAGGAUUCAGCUUGCGUGGAAGACCUGAUUGCUUGAAUUCCAGCAUGAUGUUCUCUUUAGCUGCUAGGUCAUACAAUGAUAAAUAUGAGUCAUGGGAGCCUCUUAUUGAACCAGUUGAAGGAUCAUUGAGGUACCAAAGUAGUCCUACUGCUCCUGGUGUAGCUUCUCAGCUACGAAUUACUUCUACUAGAGAUCUGAAUUUGAAUAUGUCUGUUUCCAAUGCCAAUAUGAUUUUACAAGCCUAUGCAAGCUGGAAUAAUCUCAACCAUGUCCAAGAAUCAUGUGAGGAAGCAAGUUCUCCGAAUAUUGAUGGCAGAUGGAUGGCUACUGUUCAUCAAAGAAAAAAUUACUACAUUGUUCCCCAGAAUAAACUUGGGAAGGACAUUUUUAUCAGGGCUUCUGAAUUAAAAGGACUUCCCAGUAUAAUCAGAAUGCCAGCAGGAGAUAGGAAGACUCUAAAAAUGCCGGUUCCAGACAACAUGCUGGAUUCUCAUCUGAAAGGAGGUCUUCUUAAGAAACUCCCAGUGAUGUUAACUAUUAUAGUAGCUGAAGCAGAGCUUCCCAAGCUUGAAGGCUUCUCCUCGCAGCAAUACAGUGUUGGAGUCCGUGUCUAUGAAGAUCAGAAUCACCCUAGUCAAUCAUACCUACACCAACAAAGUGCACGAACCUGUGGGUCUGGGUCAGAUGGCUCCGAAUCUUCCGAUGUUGAAUUUGUGAAGUGGAAUGAAGUAUUUUUUUUCAAAGUUGAUUCAAUGGACUGCUGCAUGCUGGAAUUCACUGUAAAUGAGAUGGGGAUAGGUGAGCCUGUUGGCUACUGUUGUUCUUCUUUGAAACAGCUGACUGGAUUUCAAGGCAACACUGACUCUAAUAAUUAUCAAAAUGAAUUUAUUUGGAUAGAUUUGUGCUCUCGUGAAACCAAGCUGGAUGCCAGAUGCAGAAGUCUUGGUCGAAUCAAAUGUGCAGUGCUCCUGCCUCCUAGAUCUGAAACCGAACAUUUUGAGGAAUUAUUUAAUGGAUACAGAAGAUCUGGUUCAAUUCAGAUUAGUCCGACUGAGGAUGGACCAUGGACCACUCUGAGGUUAAACUAUGGCGCACCUGCUGCUUGUUGGCGAUUAGGCAAUGAUGUAGUUGCAAGUGAAGUGAGUGUAAAUGAUGGGAACAGAUAUGUCAACCUCAGAUCUUUGGUAUCAGUUCGUAAUAACACUGACUUUACUCUAGAGUUAUGCCUCAAGCAUAAGGCUGCAAAUGGAGUUGCAGAGUCAAUAAGUGGUGAGAGAAAGGAGGCUAAGUAUGAAGAAAGUUUUGCAACAGAUGAGCAUUUUGAAUCUCAGAAAUAUGAUAGCACUCUUGGUUGGGUCUCAAGUACUAACUUUGAGGGGAGAGCAUCUGCGCUUGAUUUGCCUGCAGGCUGGGAAUGGCUUGAUGAAUGGCAUGUAGAUAAUUCUGUCAAGAGACCUGAUGGAUGGGUUUAUGCUCCAGAUUCUGAAAGUUUAAAGUGGCCAGAAUCUUACAAUUCAUUGAAAUAUGUAAACUAUGCAAGGCAAAGGAGGUGGAUUAGGAACAGGAAACGAGCGGCUGAGGAUUUUAAAUCAGAGAUAAUUGUUGGGCCCCUAAAACCUGGAGAAACUAUACCUCUUCCUUUGCCUUGCCUAUCUCAGUCAGCCUUGUAUGUGUUGCACUUGAAACCCUUAAAUGUGGAGGCUGCUAAUCAAUAUUCAUGGAGUUCUGUGAUGGAUGUGUCUGCUCGGUCACAUCAGGCGGAGAGGUCAACAGAAAUUUCAGAAAUUUGUGUUUCUACUCUCACAGAGACAGAGAAGCUCUUAUAUUGUUCUGAAAUAAGUGGAAGCUCAUCAAGUAAUUUGCAUGCUAUGUGGUUCUGUUUGAGCACUCAAUCAACUGAAAUUGCAAAGGACAUUCAUUUUAAUCCAAUUCAGGAUUGGACAAUUGUGGUUAAGUCUCCUGUAUCAAUCACCAAUUAUCUCCCUCUUGUGGCUGAAAUUUCUCUUCUUGAGAUGCAAGCAAGCGGUCAUUUUCUUGCCUGCUAUAGAGGGGUAUUGGGUCCGGGUGAGACUGUCAAGGUGUACAAUGCUGACAUAAGAAACCCAUUGUACUUCUCUUUGCUUCCCCAAAAAGGAUGGCUGCCACAACACGAGGCCGUUCCCCUAUCUGAUUCUAACAAUUCACCAUCGAAGACAAUAAACUUAAGAAGUUCAGUUUCUGGAAGGAUUGUUCAAAUCAUUCUUGAGCAAAACUAUACCAAUGAAAGGCCUCUGCAGCCGAAAAUUGUCAAAGUCUUUUCCCCAUUUUGGUUUGGAAUUGCUAGAUGCCCACCACUUAGUUUCAGGCUUGUUGAUGUAAAUGCUAGAAGAUCAAAGAAGAAUCCACUUUCUCUUCAGACAAAGAAAGUGAAAGAAGUCGUCCUUGAGGAGAUUACUGAGGAGGAGAUACAUGAGGGUUACACAAUUGCAUCUGCAUUGAAUUUCAACUCUCUCGGUCUAUCUGCAUCUAUAGGCCAAUCUGGAGGAGAGCAGUUUGGGCCUGUUAAAGAUCUUUCCCCACUUGGGGCCAUGGAUGGCUCACUGGAUCUUUUUGCUUAUAAUGCUGACGGCAAUUGUAUGCAACUCUUUGUAUCUUCAAAACCUUGCCCCUACCAAUCUGUGCCAACAAAGGUAAUAUGUGUUCGACCAUUUAUUACUUUUACAAACAGAGUUGGUCAAAAUAUGUUUCUGAAGUUCAGCAGUGAAGAUGAACCUAAGAUUUUAUGGGUGUCUGAUUCAAGAGUCUCCUUUAUACACCAUAAAACAGAUGGACCAACUGAAAUUCAGGUACGAAUGCAUGAUUCGGAUUGGUCAUUUCCUAUUCAAAUAGUGAAGGAGGAUACUGUUACUUUGGUGCUGAAGAAACAUGAUGGUACAAGGAGAUUCUUACGAAUGGAAAUUCGAGGAUAUGAGGAAGGAUCCCGUUUUAUAGUCGUAUUCCGCCUUGGAUCAGCCAAUGGUCCUAUUAGGAUUGAGAACAGAACAAGAAACUGUACAGUAAGAUUUCGCCAAACUGGAUUUGGUGAAGAUGCUUGGAUUCAGUUACAGCCACUUUCAACAGCAAAAUUUUCUUGGGAGGAUCCAUAUGGCCAAAAAGUUAUUGAUACUGAGUUCUAUAGUGGCAAUGACACUGGGGUCCUCAAAUUUGAUUUGGACAAAGCUAGGUUCUCAUCUAUUGGUGACAACUCUGGUUUGUUUCUCCAUAUUGAAAAUAUAGGUGAUAUUAAGGUUGUUAAGUUUGUGAACAUAUAUGCACUACUUUCAACUCCAAAAGAAGGAAGUGGAUCUAUAGUGCUGGGCGGAAAUUCUCAUAUCCCGGGUAAGAUGCCAGAGCAAGGAUCUCCAUUAGAGCUUAUAGUAGAGUUGGGUGUGGUUGGUAUUUCUGUUGUGGACCACAGACCAAGAGAGUUGGUCUACUUAUACAUGGAGAAAUUCUUCAUAUCAUAUUUGACUGGCUAUGAUGGUGGGACUACAAGCAGGUUCAAACUUAUUCUCGGUUACAUCCAGCUAGACAAUCAGCUCCCCCUGACAGUAAUGCCUGUACUUCUAGCACCGGAACAGACUCCCGAUGUGCAUCAUCCAGUGUUCAAGAUGACUGUAACAGUACGCAAUGAAAACCUUGAUGGUCUCCAGAUUUACCCUUAUGUUUAUAUUCGGGUAAUUGAUAAAAGUUGGAGGCUUAGCAUCCAUGAGCCAAUCAUCUGGGCUUUGGUAGAUUUCUUCAACAAUCUCCAAUUAGAUCGCAUUCCUAAAAAUUCCAGCGUCACUCAAGUUGAUCCUGAAAUACGUGUAGACUUGAUUGACAUUUCUGAGGUGAGGCUGAAGGUCACUUUGGAGACUGCACCAGCUCAAAGGCCACACGGUCUUCUCGGUGUAUGGGGCCCUGUUCUUUCAGCUGUUGGGAAUGCAUUUAAAAUUCAGGUUCAUCUUCGGAAAGUGACGCACAGAGACAGAUUUCUGCGGAAGAGUGCUGUGAUAUCGGCCAUUGGAAACCGCAUAUGGAGAGAUCUUAUCCAUAAUCCGUUGCAUUUAAUUUUUUCUGUAGAUGUCCUUGGCAUGACAAGCUCCACUUUGGCGUCUCUUAGCAAAGGUUUUGCUGAGCUCUCAACUGAUGGGCAAUUUCUUCAGCUUCGUUCAAAGCAGGUGUGGUCAAGGAGGAUUACUGGUGUUGGUGAUGGAAUUGUACAAGGAACUGAAGCUCUUGCGCAAGGUUUUGCUUUUGGAGUGUCAGGAGUUGUGAGGAAACCUAUGGAGAGUGCUAGGCAGAAUGGUCUUCUUGGCCUUGCCCAUGGACUUGGACAAGCUUUCCUGGGAUUUUUUGUACAGCCAGUGAGUGGAGCAUUAGAUUUUUUCUCGUUGACUGUUGAUGGAAUCGGUGCAAGUUGCUCCAGGUUCUUAGAGAUUCUAAAUAACAAGAGAGACUUCCAGCGAAUACGGAACCCACGGGUAUUUCAUUCUGACAACGUACUACGAGAGUACUCGGAGAGAGAAGCACUUGGUCAGAUGAUACUUUACCUUGCAGAAGCAAGUCGGAAUUUUGGAUGUACUGAAAUAUUCAAAGAGCCAUCAAAAUUUGCCUGGUCAGAUUGCUAUGAAGAGCAUUUUGUUGUACCCUAUCACCGGAUUGUCUUAGUGACUAAUAGGCGAGUCAUGCUGCUGCAGUGUGUGGCCCCUGAUAAGAUGGAUAAGAAGCCCUGCAAAAUAAUGUGGGAUGUGCCAUGGGAAGAAGUGAUGGCACUGGAGUUGGCCAAAGCUGGCUACCCUAGCCCUUCUCAUUUAAUUAUCCAUCUGAAAAGCUUUAGGAGAGGUGAAAGCUUCGUUCGAGUGAUAAAGUGCAAUACAGAACAAAUAUCAGAGGAAGGACAGCCACAAGCAGUUAGAGUCUGCUCAGUUGUGCGUAAGAUGUGGAAAGCACACCAGACCUAUAUGAAACAGGUUCCCUCAGGCCAAAGACAUGUAUCUUCUUUGAAUGAAGUUGAUGCAACAGAAUCUCAUAAGCAGCACAGAGCCAUUAUCACAUCAGCAACGAUUUCUUCUUCAGGUUCCGUCUCCAAUGAGCAGAGACUUGUAGAACACAGUAUUAAUUUUGCAAGGAUUUGGAGCAGCGACAGAGAAUCAAAAGGUCGGUGCACAUUGUGCCGAAAACAGAGUUUGGACAGUGAUGAAAUUUGUAGCAUCUGGCGGCCAGUUUGUCCCGAUGGGUAUGUCUCAAUCGGGGACAUAGCUCGUUCUGGCAGCCAUCCUCCUAAUGUUGCUGCUAUAUAUCGUAAAUCUGAGAUGUUUGCCUUUCCAGUGGGUUAUGACCUGGUCUGGCGAAAUUGUUUAGAUGACUACAGAAGCCCCGUAUCAAUUUGGCAUCCUCGUGCGCCUCAGGGUUAUGUCGCUCUUGGAUGUGUUGCCGUGCCAAGUUUUUCUGAGCCAGAACUCGAUUCUGUGUACUGCAUUACCGAAUCUAUUUGUGAAGAAACAACGUUUGAACAGCAAAAGAUUUGGUCGGUACCCGACUCCUACCCAUGGGCGUGUCAUAUUUACCAAGUGCAUAGUGACCCACGGGAAGAAUCUGACUGGAAGCCUAAAAGGGUUAUUGAUAACCCACAGCUUUCAGGUCAAACAUCUGAUGCUCAAUAA
Molecule: messenger RNA, 13150 nt
Organism: Sesamum indicum (sesame)
Lineage: Eukaryota; Viridiplantae; Streptophyta; Magnoliopsida; Lamiales; Pedaliaceae
Source: RefSeq, a predicted model, not a curated record